Molecule: messenger RNA, 1890 nt
Organism: Vicugna pacos (alpaca)
Lineage: Eukaryota; Metazoa; Chordata; Mammalia; Artiodactyla; Camelidae
Gene: AGTR2
Product: angiotensin II receptor type 2
Biological process (GO): inflammatory response; neutrophil chemotaxis; G protein-coupled receptor signaling pathway
Cellular component (GO): external side of plasma membrane; membrane
Molecular function (GO): C-C chemokine receptor activity; angiotensin type II receptor activity; C-C chemokine binding
Source: RefSeq, a predicted model, not a curated record
AGGCAAGCAGUGUGGUUUCUAGAAAGUAUACAGACUGAGAUAUGUGCUCAAGUGUUUUUGAAAUGCUAAUUCUUCUUAUUUCUUAGUUCCUUGUUUGUUUCACAUUUCUUACUUUGGCUAACCUUUGGAAAUACUAGUUUUCUUUAAAUCUUUUGACAAUAGAAAAGAUGGGCAAGAUGUAGUUUUGUUCAAAAUCUCCAGUCCUGAUGCUAGAAUGCCUUAACUUCUUGGUCCUAUUGAGAAAAGUCUCUCUUCUUCAAAAAGUAAAAUAUUCUUAUUUCAUCAGGCAUGCUUCUAUUUCCUAAUGUUUUCUAUAAUCACCCACCUUUCUUGCUUUCAACAAACUUUUAAAAUGCUAAUGACUUAGUGAUGUCCUAAAUUCUGUAUGUGUUCUGAGAGUUCCUUUUUUUUUUUCCACAGAAGGCCUAAGAAUUAGGAGCUGCUGACAUUUCAAUAUGAAGGACAACUUCACCCUCGCCACCAUCAGCAAAAACAUCACCAGCAGUCUUCAUGUCAGACAUGUGAACAUCUCUGGCAAUGAGUCUACCUUUAAUUGCUCACAUAAACCAUCAGAUAAGCAUUUAGAUGCAAUUCCUGUUCUCUACUACAUUAUUUUUGUGGUUGGAUUUCUUGUCAAUACUAUUGUGGUUACGCUGUUUUGUUGUCAAAAGGGUCCUAAAAAGGUUUCCAGCAUUUACAUCUUCAAUCUGGCUGUGGCUGACUUACUGCUUUUGGCUACUCUUCCUCUCUGGGCAACUUACUAUUCUUACAGAUAUGACUGGCUCUUUGGACCUGUGAUGUGCAAAGUUUUUGGUUCUUUCCUGACUCUAAACAUGUUUGCAAGCAUUUUUUUUAUCACCUGCAUGAGUGUUGAUAGGUACCAAUCUGUCAUCUACCCCUUUCUGUCUCAGAGAAGAAAUCCCUGGCAAGCAUCUUAUAUAGUUCCCCUUGUUUGGUGUAUGGCCUGUCUGUCCUCCUUGCCAACAUUUUAUUUCCGAGAUGUCAGAACCAUUGAAUAUCUAGGAGUGAAUGCUUGCAUUAUGGCUUUCCCACCUGAGAAAUAUGCCCAAUGGUCAGCUGGGAUUGCCUUAAUGAAAAAUAUCCUUGGUUUUAUUAUUCCUUUAAUAUUCAUAGCAACAUGCUAUUUUGGAAUCAGAAAACACCUACUGAAGACCAAUAGCUAUGGGAAGAACAGAAUAACUCGUGACCAAGUCCUGAAGAUGGCAGCUGCUGUUGUUCUGGCGUUCAUCAUUUGUUGGCUUCCCUUCCAUGUUCUGACCUUCCUGGAUGCUCUGGCCUGGAUGGGUGUCAUUAAUAGCUGUGAAGUUAUAGCAGUCAUUGACCUGGCACUUCCUUUUGCCAUCCUCCUGGGAUUCACCAACAGCUGCAUUAAUCCCUUUUUGUAUUGUUUUGUUGGAAACCGGUUCCAACAGAAGCUCCGCCGUGUAUUUAGGGUUCCAAUUACUUGGCUCCAAGGCAAGAGAGAGAGUGUGUCAUGCCGGAAAAGCAGUUCCCUUAGAGAAAUGGAGACCUUUGUGUCUUAAACAUGACAGUGGAAUGUAUGUUAUCAACAUGGCUGCUUGUUUGAGGUCUCCUUGAAUUAUAUUUUAAUGGCUUUCGUAAAACAAGUUUUCUCCCUUAAUGUAAUCUUAUCUCACUCUUCUAGAACAGGAAAUCAGAUGUAAAUUGAAGUUUUAGUCUCCAGUGACUUUCAAGCAUUGCCUCUUUUUUUCUGGCCUCUCAGGACAAAACUGUCAUUUGGGAGAUGGAUCCAUAACCUAGAAGUAACUGUGGAUUUAUCUCAAACUAUAAUUAACAACAAAUUGUGAAUGAUGAUUUGGGAUUUUAGAUUCUCCCUGACAAAUGCUGGAGUUUUUAUUGGCUUUUUUU